GGACGUGGCAAGAGGCCUCUCUCUCCUGCUCUCAUCUCAACCCCCACAGCACAUCACAGCACAGUUGGAGAUCGCCCGCCCGCACUCCACAAGCCAGAUCUCUCGGCCGAUGCCGGACAUGGAGGAGUCCACGCAGCCCAAGCCCGCCGACCCGGAGCUCCCCAACGGCGCCGGGGACCCGGACGAGUCGGAGCCGCCGUCGCCCGCUGCCGCGGAGGCGCCUGCCGCCGCACCGGCGGCAGAGGCUGCAGAGGAGGUGGCGGGUGUGGACGAGGUCCUGGUGAGAUCGGAGCCGCCCAAGGGCGCGGGGACGAACGCGGACGGCUGGCGCCCCUACACCAUGGGGGAGUUGCUCGGGGAGGCCGCCGCCGCCGGGAGAUCCGACUUCGCCACCGACGGGAAUGGGGCCGGAUCCGCCACCCCCGAGCGCUCCAGCCAGGACAGCCUGCAACUCUCAUCCCAUCAUGAUGUUGCCAUGGACUUGAUAAAUAGUGUCACUGGGGUUGAUGAGGAAGGUCGCUCUCGCCAACGUAUUCUUACCUUUGCAGCCAAAAGAUAUAUUAGCGCCAUUGAAAGAAAUCCAGAAGACCCUGAUGCAUAUUAUAACUGGGCCCUAGUUCUCCAGGAAAGUGCUGACAACGUGGAUCCUAGUUCUGAUUCUUCGAAAGAUUCAUUGCUUGAGGAGGCUUGCAAGAAGUAUGCUGAAGCUACACGACUUUGUCCAACACUGUAUGAUGCAUAUUACAACUGGGCUAUUGCUAUAGCUGACCGGGCCAAAAUGCGUGGGCGUACCAAAGAGGCUGAAGAACUCUGGCAGCAGGCUAUAAGGAACUACGACAAGGCCGUCCAGUUAAGUUGGAACAGCCCCCAGGCUCUCAACAACUGGGGCCUUGGACUGCAGGAAUUGAGUGCGAUUGUUCCUGCUAAAGACAAGCAAACAAUCAUAAAAACAGCUAUAAGUAAGUUUCGUUCUGCCAUCCAGUUGCAGUUUGACUUCCACCGGGCUAUUUACAACCUUGGAACUGUCCUGUAUGGCUUGGCAGAGGAUACCUCGAGGUCUGGAGGGGCCGAUACCUCUCCUAAUGAUCUGUAUAGUCAGUCUGCUAUUUACGUUGCAGCUGCUCAUGCAUUGAAGCCAAAUUAUUCGGUUUAUCGCAGUGCUCUACGGUUGGUCCGCUCAAUGCUACCGUUGCCAUAUUUGAAAGUGGGAUAUUUGACUGCUCCUCCGGCAGACGACCCCAUUGCACCACACAAACAUUGGGAGAGGUCACAGUUCAUCUUAAACCACAUGGAACUCCAGCAGGUCAAUGAUUCCGAAAGCGCACCUGUCAAAGCAAACGCGCUCGUGGAGAAAGCCAAAAGGUUUAUCAAGGUAGACGUCGCAGACAUAGUUUCAGUGUCCACGUGCUCCGAUCUGACCCUGCCCCCUGGCGCCGGCCUUUGUAUAAACACAACUCAUGGGCCCGUGUUCUUGGUUGCUGAUACCUGGGAGUCUCUCGAUGGCUGGCUAGAUGCGAUACGUCUGGUGUACACCAUAUUUGCAAGAGGGAAGACCGAUGUCCUGGCGGGCAUCAUCACCGGCUGAUCAAUGAUGUCUUGUUGUAUGUGUGACUAGCUGUGUCUGGACAGUGCGACAUGUAUAUCAAUAUGUAUUCUGUGUCAAUUCAAAGAAACCCACCACAGUUGAUUUUUAUGUACCCCUCCCUCCCCUUGAUUGCUCCGAUGUGAAUUUUCAGAGUUUGUGUAGAGUAAUGUGGUUACCCAUCCGAAUCAUAGGCGGCAUUGUUUUGUACCUGUAACACAUAUAUACCUUCAAGUAUGUAAGACUUGUAAUAGACGACUGAUGAGAAGAUGAGUUUGUACUGUCA
This is a messenger RNA of Triticum urartu, 1868 nucleotides long. Its product is annotated as protein HLB1. The record is from RefSeq and is a predicted model, not a curated record. Gene Ontology annotation, molecular function: protein binding. NCBI's taxonomy places the organism in Eukaryota, Viridiplantae, Streptophyta, Magnoliopsida, Poales, Poaceae.